GUGUCCCAGUCCCACCCGGCCCGAGAUCCCCCAAUUUCCCCAACCCCCGAAACCCAAACAGCGCAAUCCCAAACCCAAACCUAAGCCCAGACCGAGAGACCCCGCACCCAAAUCUAGGGUUUCGCUUCCCCGCCGCAGGAUGGCUGCCCCCGCCGCCGCUGGCUCCGGCGCCGUCGUGCCCGCUGGUGACGGCGAGGGUUGGACCCCCAGUUUCGGCGACAUGGUCUGGGGCAAGGUGAAGUCGCAUCCGUGGUGGCCGGGCCACGUCUACAGCCUCACCCUCUCCGACGAUCCGGAGGUGCAUCGCGGCCACCGCCAUGGCCUCGUCCUCGUCGCCUUCUUCGGCGACGGCAGCUACGGUUGGUUCGAGCCGCAUGAGCUCGUCCGCUUCGAGGACCACUUCGUUGAGAAGACCUCGCAGGGGGGCAGUCGCACCUUCCCCGCCGCCGUCGCCGAGUCCCUCGACGAGAUCUCGCGCCGCAGCGCGCUCGCGCUCCUCUGCCCCUGCCGCGGACCCGACACCUUCCGCCCCCACAACGAGGAUCGAAGGUUCCUCCUGGUGAACGUGCCCGGGUUCGACAGCAACGCCGAGUACCUCCACGAACAGGUGACGGCCGCGCGGGAGCGGUUCGUCCCGCAGAAGAUGUUUGACUUCCUGCAGAACGCUGCCGUGCAGCAGCGGGACGCGGCGGAGACGGCCGCACGGACCUUGCCUGGGAUCGAGAUGGCAGCGAUGCUCAUGGCGUACCGACGGUCUAGGUACGAGAGGUACGACCUCACCUAUGCCGAAUCAUUUGGGGUGGAUUCGAAGAAGGCCCUUGAAGGCGAGGUCAAGGCUGAGAAUGAACGGUCUCAACGAGCUCGGCCGCUCAAGGGUCGGCAGAAGGUGCCGGAGAAGGAGAACGCCCCGGCGAGGGGCCGGAGGGGCGCCGCCGGCGCGGCCGCGAGGCUCAUGGAGAAGAUCAUGCCCGGCGCGCCGGCAAUGAAGCCCAAGGCCAGCAAGAAGGACCAGUACCUGCUCAAGCGUCGGGAAGACGCGCGCGCGCCAGCGCUGCCGCCAGCCGCGCUCCCGGACGCGGCUCCCGCCCCGGACGACGGUGGCCCGCCUGGCUUCCCCCCGGCAGAACCGCAGACGCCGCCGUUGCCCAGCAGCACCGGAGGUGGCGACGAGGAGGAGUUUAUGCUGCAGAGACGCGCGCUCCCUCCCGCCGACCAGGCGAGCGACGGCGGCGCAACCGCGGACGACGCCGCCGCCGCCACUGCGCCCAAGAAGGUGGCCAAGCCCAAGAAGGCCCGCAAGCGCGAGAGGGAGGAGCCAGCCGAAGACGUGGCCGCCGCCGACGGCGAGCCCAAGAAGAAGAAGAAAAAGAAGAAGCUCGCUGAACUCAACGGCGGCCUGCCCUCUGCCGCCCCCUCCGUCGACGGCGGCGGCGCUACAAAGCCCGCAGCUUUCUCGCCCCCCAAGGUCGACCUUGACGGCUUAGAUCUGACACAGGUAAUAUCCGACCUUCAAAACCUUCCGCUGCUUCCCUUCUACGGCGCCGGCAGACGCAUCUCUGACGCCUCUCACUCCUUCAUCCUGGCGUUCCGCUCGAAACACUACAAAAAGAGCUAUGAGAACGAUCCGCCGGAAGAGUCUAAGAAGGGCAUGGAUAAUAAGCCCACUGUCGUUGCUGCCGCCGCCGCCGCCGUCUCUGACGGCCAGCCCCCCAAACCGUUGAAGAAGAAGCCGGUCAUGAGGCCCAGCGACCCCACCAGUGCUGGCGUGAAGCGCCCGCCGUCUGACCGCCAGGAGGAGAUUGCCUCCAAGAAGAAAAUCAAGCUGGACAAGAUUAAAACACUGGCCGCCGACAAGAAGGCCGGGCUGGAGCAGAAAGUCCCUGCCGCCACCGCAGCUGCGGGAGGCGGGACGACGGCGGCGGCUCAGCUGCCGCGGGCUGGCAUGAAGGAAAAGGCUCUGGCGGCAGCCAAGAAGAAGGUGCCAGCGGCGGCGCCUGUGAAGAGGACGCCGUCGCCGACGGCGCUGAUGAUGAAGUUCCCGCUGAAGAGCACGCUGCCGUCGGUGGCCUCCCUCAAGGCGAGGUUCGCGCGCUUCGGGCCGCUCGACAUCAACGGCAUCCGCGUGUACUGGAAGUCCAACAUGUGCCGGGUCAUCUACAAGUUCCAGUCCGACGCGGAGGCCGCGCUCAAGUACGCCAAGGCCAACGCCAUGUUCGGCCAGCUGGCCCCCAACUACUACCUGCGCGGCGUCGAGGGAGGGUCGGCCGGCGCCGACCCAGGGCCUGAGCCGGCCCCUCCGCAGCGCUCUGAGCUGCGGCUCAUGGAGACCACGCCGUUCAGGCCUGGGAGCUCCGGCAAUGGCGCUCCGCUGACGCUGUCCAAGGCGGUGCCGGCGCGCAUGUCCGUUGGGCUGCCCAAGUCAAUCCUGAAGAAGAGCAACGACGAGGGAGGGCUGGCUGCGGCCAGCGCGCUCCGGGACUCCCCUCGGGUGAAGUUCGUGCUGGACGGUGGGGACAGCAUGCUGGAGCCACCUCCAUUGCCAGCGAGCUUCGACGGGAACAAUGGCCCGGACACUGCUGCACCAGUGAGCAAGGUCGCGAGGUCGCUCGGCUUCGCGCAGCCGCCUCUGCAGCCGCCGGCCCGCCCUGCGCAGCCCAACCUGCAGCCACUCAUGCGCCCACAGCACCAGCAACUGCAGCCGCCACGCGCACCGGAUUCACAGCCACUCCCACCACCGCCGCCGCUGCCAUACCAGCCUCGCAUCAACGAGCCAUCGUCGUACCAGCCCCGUAUCAGCGAGCCAUCGCCGUACCAGUCUCGCGUCAACGAGCCACAGCUGUACCAGCCUCGUCGCACGGACGCGCCGCCAAUGUUCAACAUGCAGCCGCCGUACCAGCCUCGCCAGAGUGACGCGCUGCCGUCCUUCAACAUGCAGCCACCGUACCAGCCUCGCCACAGCGACGGGCCGCUCGCGCUCCCUGGACAGCCGCCGCUGCCGCCGUACCCUCCUCGUGCCGGUUUCCCCGGACAGCAGUACUCUUCCCGCUCUGACGACAUGCCGCCGGCUCACUUCGACAACAACGCCAUGCCGGUGUGGAAGAGGGGGGAGAAGGAGUUCAACGAGGAGCUGAUGAGGGUGAUGCUGGGGAUCGCCAAGCUGGUGGAGCCAUUGAUGGACAAGAACGGCAACUUCCCCUACCACCUCUUCAGCCGGUCAGCAUGAGCCGCGGCAGCAGCAGCUCCAGGGCAGAGCUCGCUGCGUUGUAUCUGACUGCUGGGUCCCUGUGGCGCCGGCAGUACCGCAAGUGCGGUUAGUAGUGCUAGUGACUUUGCCUCUCGAGAGAAGGACAACCAAGAUGAUGCAUCUCCUGUCAUGUAGUACUAGUGUAUAAUUACCUCUUGUUUUCUGUUUUGUCAGAGCAUGUAUGAACUCUCUCGAUUCUAGUCGUCAUCAGACUGUCAAUUAAGAUGUGGUUAAGGACACCAAA
This is a messenger RNA of Triticum aestivum (bread wheat), 3488 nucleotides long. RefSeq names its product proline-rich protein 12. The record is from RefSeq and is a predicted model, not a curated record. Lineage: Eukaryota; Viridiplantae; Streptophyta; Magnoliopsida; Poales; Poaceae. Bases 140 to 3223 code for a protein of 1027 amino acids. The transcript has 2 exons.